This is a messenger RNA of Betta splendens (Siamese fighting fish), 3860 nucleotides long. It is a transcript of the gene adam19b, whose product is annotated as ADAM metallopeptidase domain 19b. NCBI's taxonomy places the organism in Eukaryota, Metazoa, Chordata, Actinopteri, Anabantiformes, Osphronemidae. The transcript has 23 exons. Gene Ontology annotation, biological process: membrane protein ectodomain proteolysis. The coding region runs from base 17 to 2857 and encodes 946 amino acids. Gene Ontology annotation, molecular function: metalloendopeptidase activity. The record is from RefSeq and is a predicted model, not a curated record.
GCCGCGUUUCGUUAGGAUGCGUUCAGGCGCGCGUCGUCCUCCCGUCGACGCGGCGCGGUCCUCGCUGUGUGCGCGCCUCCUGGUUGUCCUCUCCUGCGUUCAGGCUGCUGCGCCUGAACGCAAUGUUUACAGCGGGCUCAGUGAGCGGAGCAUCCUUGAGCACGUCCGGGGUUACGAGCUGACCUCCCCCCGGUGGUUGCAUCCACGCAGACACCGGCGGGCUGCCGGCAGAGAGCAUCCAACAGAGGCACAGGUCCUGAUCUCGGCCGAGGGUCAGGAGCUCCGGCUGCACCUGGAGAAAAACAAGCAGCUGUUGGCCCCUGGAUAUCAAGAAAUAUGGUACACGGCCGACGGAGCCCGCAAGUCCUCCUCACCGGCCGACACUCGAAACUGUUUCUACCAUGGAGAGGUUCUGGGUGUGGAAGGCUCCAGUGUUGCUCUUAGUACUUGCUCAGGUCUCAGGGGCCUGAUUUCUCUGAACACAAGCCUUUCCUACCUGAUCGAGCCCCUCCCUGUUGCCACGGACGCGCAGCAGCACGCCGUGUUCAGAGCCGAGAGCCUCAAACUGCCCGGAGGUAGCUGCCUGCAUCGCCACGGCAACGGGGACGAGAAGGAGGGCCUUAAAGACUUCAUCCAUGGAAUCUCUGUGCCACCGCGCAGAGAGAGGGGAAAGCGAGACCUGAGCCAGAAUAUGAAGUAUGUCGAGCUGCUGAUGGUGGCCGAUAAGACUGAGUAUGAAAACCAUGGCCGUAGUCUUGAGACGACCAAACAGAAACUACUGGAAGCUGCUAACCUGGUUGACAAGUACUACAAGGCUUUGAACAUCCGCGUGGCGCUGAUCGGCCUGGAGGUGUGGACCAACCAGGACAUGAUCAACGUGUCGGAUAACCCGCACAGCACUCUGGCAUCAUUCCUGUCCUGGAGAAGCAAGCAGCUCCGCACACUUCCCAACGACAACGCCCAGCUCAUCACGGGGAAGUCAUUCCAGGGCACCACCAUCGGGCUGGCACCUCUCAAAGCCAUGUGCUCCGAAUACCAGUCAGGCGGAGUGAACGCGGACCACUCAGACAUCACGGUCGGUGUGGCUGCCACCAUGGCGCACGAGAUGGGCCACAACUUUGGCAUGAACCAUGACAGCGCAGGCUGUUGCCAGGCGAGCGCUAAGGAAGGAGGCUGCAUCAUGGCCGCCGCCACAGGCGACCCGUUUCCGCGGGUGUUCAACAGCUGUAACCAGAAGGAGCUGAGGAGCUACCUGAGCUCCGGCGGUGGCAAGUGUCUCUUCAACCUGCCCAACACCAGGGUCAUGUACGGAGGGGGGCGCUGCGGCAAUGGCUACCUGGAGGAGGGGGAGGAGUGCGACUGUGGAGAGGAAGAGGAAUGCACCAGUCCCUGCUGCAACGCCAACAACUGCACGUUGAAGGCUGGAGCGGAGUGUGCCCACGGCGUCUGCUGCGACGACUGCAAGCUGAAGAGUCCGGGGGUGCUGUGCCGCGCUCCCUCGGGCCCGUGUGACCUGCCCGAGUACUGUGACGGGAAGGCGGAGUCCUGUCCGGCCAACUUCUACCUGGUGGACGGCUCGUCGUGCGCGGGCAGCCAGGGCUACUGCUACACCGGCAUGUGCUUGACGCUGGAGCAGCAGUGCCGCUCGCUGUGGGGCAAAGAUGGCCGUCUGGCCCCCGACCUGUGUUUCACGGAAGUAAACAGAGCCGGCGACAUGUACGGGAACUGUGGCAAAGACUCGCUCGGGAAGUACAGGAGCUGUAAGGAACGGGAUGCGAAAUGUGGGAAAAUCCAGUGUUUGUCGUCGGCCUCCAAGCCCAUGGAAAACAAUGCUGUGCCCAUACCGACCACAGUGACGGUAGGACAGAGGAAGGUGCAGUGCAUGGGCACGCACGUGUACAAGCUCGGCUCGGGAGACGAGGACUUGCAGGGCGACACUUUGGACCCGGGUCUGGUCAUGACCGGCACAAAGUGCGGCGCCGACUCGGUUUGCUUUAAUGGAGAAUGCCGCAAUGCAUCUUUCCUGCGGGCGGACGAGUGCAGUGCCAAGUGCCACGGACACGGGCUGUGUAACAACAACCAUAACUGCCACUGUGAUCCGGGCUGGGCUCCUCCUUCGUGUGACCAGCGGGGGCCGGGCGGGAGCGUCGACAGCGGACCCGUCGCCCGCCACAAGGGUUUUCUUCCCGUCCUGGUCGUCCUCCCGCUCGCCCUCUUCGCCGCGUUAGCCGCCGUCGGACUGUGGUGCUGCUACAGGCACAAGUACCGCCAGCUGAAAGCUCCGGCUCCGCCUCCGGCGCCAACCCACAGUUGUGCCGUCCCCAUGGGGGAGAAGCCUCUGAUGGGUCCCAGCACUGGACACGCCAACCCCACAUUCCUGCUAAAGAAACCGGAGCCGGGCCCCCUGGCGGCGGGCUCUUCUGGCGGGAGCGCACCGUGCUCAACCCUGUCGAGACACGCUAUCGUGCGUCCCACCGUGAAGCCCCCUCCCAUUCCAGCGUACGCCGCGGGGCCUAAAGCCCAGCCUGCAGCUGUUCCUCUGAAACAAUGUGUGCCCCCCGCCUUCGCCGCACUCCCUCCGCCCGCACCCGAGCUGGAGAAGCAAAGACGACACCCGGCUCCUCCGCCCCCCCCGGGACCUCCCCCUGUACCUGCUCUGGAAACGCAAAGCCUCACGCAACCUUCAGGUGGACCCGGGGCCCGGCCAGAGCCCCCAAGGAGGCCCCCCCCACCUUGCCCUGUCGGCAGACUGCCCGCGCAACAACAUCAAGUUGAAGUGGUUCAGGUUUCUACUAAAGCCCUGCCGAGGAGCGGAAAGGCUCCAUCUACUGGACAGAAAAAAACAACGCGCUCCUAAACUAAACCUCAGGGACACGGGGGGGGGUCACCACUUGUAUCCAGCGAUGGAUCGCCUGAAACCUUCUUUUCAACAGUGGCUCAGUUAAACUGUGGGAAAAGAUGAAUACUUGAAAUAUUUGACCUGUUGACAGUUUAUUUAUACUGCUGUACUUUGAGGACAUCCACUGUCUACGGUGAAUUACAGAACAUAUCACAAUGAGUGAAUUAUGAAUAUGUUUACUGAUUUUUGCAAAUGGGCCAUACGUUUCUGCUUUAUCCACUUGAAUCUGAGACCUUUGUGAUCAGCCUGCCUGAUGUUGCAUGUGUAUCAGCAGCACUAUGGAGACGCUUUGAGGGGUGGUGUGAAGGUUUACAGCUCGGCCCAUGUACUAAACAUGUACUAAACAUGAUGCUUCCUAAAGAUGCAGCAUGUUUGUUACAUUAUAUAAUAGAAGAAUUAUGGCAUUUAAACUGGAUUGAUAGGGACUAGUAACACCCACAUGUGUAUAAUGUAUAUGGCAAUGAUGAGACAUGUAUUUUUUACUAUUUUUAUUUAUAUUUGUUUUAUAUUGUUAUAUUGUUGCACUUUCAAGAGUCUUUUUAGUCAAGUACUUGAAGUGGUCAAAAGGGGAUUUUUAAUUAGUUAAUUACAUCAAAUAACUAGUAAUAGUUAAUAAUUGUGAACCUGUUGCCAUGGUUCAGGGCAACAUUUGAAACUAAUUCAUAUAUUAGGAACGAAAAUGAGCCACAGUUUUAUUUACUUUCUAUAAUUGCGCCAUACGUUCAAACUGUUCACUGUUUGAGUUUGCGCCUUGUGCAAAUGCGGAGUUAAGCUUCACUGAGAAGACACCGUUAUGUGACGGUUGGAUGUAACUGCCCUGCGAUGACUUGGUAUCCCCAUACGGUACCGCUGAAAGGACACAGCCUGUCAGCUGCCAUUAGUUACCUUCUAUGCAAACCCAGGCACUGUGCAAUAACAUGUCUCCAACUGGAAUCGAAAUAAAACACAUGUAUAACGUGCA